Messenger RNA from Parascedosporium putredinis, 921 nucleotides. The record is from the annotation of a GenBank genome assembly. Lineage: Eukaryota; Fungi; Ascomycota; Sordariomycetes; Microascales; Microascaceae.
AUGCCAGACCUGACCAACACACUUCAAGUACCCCACCUUGGCGGAAUCAACGUCGGAUACCGCCUGUCGUCUUCUUCUCUCGACAAGAACAAGCCAACUCUCGUUUUAUUCAACCCUUUCACGGCCACGGUAGACUACUACCUACCAGAAUUCAACGACGAGACUUUCUGCCGUGCUGCCAACUUGGUGGCUGUCGAGCCCCUCGGCCAUGGACGCACCCGUGCCCGCAAGACGGAGUCCUUCACUUACUGGGACACGGCGAUUGCGACUCUUCAGCUACUCGAUGCGUUGGGUGUCGACCAGUUCUUUGCCCUUGGAACAUCGCAGGGCGGAUUCAUCGCAGUCCGGCUAGCUCUUAUAGCGCCUGAGAGAGUGAAAGGAGUCAUUCCAAUCGGCUCAUCCAUGGACUCGGAGUCUCCCAGGAGCCGCGAGCUCGGCUGUUGGGAUGGUCCGGGAGCCUGCUCCGGGCUCGUAACUCUUGCUGGUGAUUUUAACCCGGUCCCCGAAUUCGAGCCCGGCGAUAACUACUACGAUUUUCUGAUGGAAAUUGGGUUCGGGAAGCACAUUGACCAAGAAACGAGGGAUUUCUGGGCACGAACUAUCAAGUCCAACUACAGUGGCGAUGAGGGUAAGCGACGAAUCUGCAUGGCCGCGGUAACUCUUGCGGGCAGGGACGGAUUGCACGAGCGCCUACCCUAUGUCAAAGCUCCAGUGGUAUGGUUCCAGGGCACGGAUGAUGUCGUCUUCAGCUUCAAGCAAGCCCAGGCUGAUAUUACCCUGUUUAAGAACUCUGUCGAGGCGAGGCUGGUGGCCUGUGAGGGUGGGGUACACUUUCUGAGUCGGACCCACGGAGACAGGAUCCGACGGGAGGUUGCGGAGUUCAUCACGAAGUGGACUGGGAAUUCUAGGUCGAAUCUGUAA